This is a messenger RNA of Austrofundulus limnaeus, 1519 nucleotides long. RefSeq lists its product as uncharacterized. Gene Ontology annotation, biological process: DNA integration. Gene Ontology annotation, molecular function: nucleic acid binding. NCBI's taxonomy places the organism in Eukaryota, Metazoa, Chordata, Actinopteri, Cyprinodontiformes, Rivulidae. The record is from RefSeq and is a predicted model, not a curated record.
UCUUCUCAUCAGGCAUUACCAUGAGCAAGUCCAGCAUCAGGGUCGGCAUAUYACAGAGGGCUCUCUGAGAGCAGCUGGUCUAUGGAUCAUUGGAGGAAAGCGGCUCAUCUCCAGCAUUCUCCAUCACUGUGUCACAUGUCGAAGACUACGGSGAAAAAUGGAGACUCAAAAGAUGUCUGACCUACCUGAUGAUCGCCUSAGUACAGACCCACCUUUCACCUUUGUAGGUCUGGAUGUAUUUGGUCCAUGGACUGUUGCUGCAAGGCGUACUAGGRGCGGGCUGGCAAGCAGCAAAYGAUGGGCGGUGCUUUUCACAUGUAUGAGCACUAGGGCAAUACAUAUUGAAGUUAUCGAAGCAAUGGAUUCUUCAAGUUUCAUAAAUGCCCUUCGUCGGUUCUUCUCAGUCAGAGGCCCUGCAAAACAAAUAAGGUCUGACUGUGGGACAAACUUUGUGGGGGCCUGCAGAGAACUGCAGAUGGAGUCUAUGAMCAGCAAUAAGGGGGUGCAGGAAUACCUGAGCAGCAAUGGCUGCAAGUGGAUCUUCAAUCCGCCUUUUUCAUCRCAUAUGGGAGGCAGUUGGGAGCGUCUGAUCGGUCUUACAAGGCGUAUUCUGGACUCAAUGUUGCUGAAGGUCAGUCCAGCGAAGCUCACCCACGAGGUCUUGAUCACAUUCAUGGCAGAGGCCUCAGCUAUUGUGAACGCUCRUCCACUGGUUCCCGUAUCAACAGACCCAGACUCCCCCUUCAUUUUAACACCUGCAACACUUCUCACACAGAAGAUCAGUGCACUUCCUCCUCCAAAGGGAAAUUUUGUUGACAAGGAUCUAUUCAGCAAGCAGUGGAGACAGGUGCAAUGCCUUGCCGACACCUUUUGGCAUCGUUGGAGGACAGAGUACCUUCCUACCUUACAGAAACGUAGAAAAUGGAACAAAGCUGAGCGAGAUCUUCAGGAGAGUGAUGUCGUCAUUCUGAAGGAUCAUCUAACCAAGAGAAAUGACUGGCCYAUGGGUAUCAUUGUCAAGACAUUUCCCAGCACUGAUACUAGGGUCCGGAAAGUGGAGGUCAAGACAACRAAAGAUGGUUCAUGCAAGACUUUUCUUCGGCCAGUAUCAGAGACUGUCCUACUCYUAUCCUCAAAAGCAGUCUGAGUUGUUUUGGAUUUACUGUGCAUUCUAUGGUUAUGGUGGCAUCUUUCAAAUGCCAGGCGGGGAGUGUUCUGACCUGGGAAGCCAGAGAUUGUUGGUACAUUUGUAGCCACUAGAUGGCAGUAGUUUUUUUAUGAUUCACAUGUUUACCUAAACCCUGUAGGCUGCCAUUUUGUCAUUCUAUCCAUUGUGAACACAUCUUGGAACUGAGCAGUCGUUAAUCUGCAUCCAUCUUCAUUGGGGAAUCAUUUAUUGAAGCAUUGUCUUUUUACCUAUUCUCAUGCUGUGAGUACUAAUCAGCGGUGGACAAUAAUGCCAUCUUACAUUGACUACAGUGUGUGGAAAGAGUUAUCUGUYUGCCUAGUUAAGGAAAGG